AGGUGUGACAGGAGGAGGGGCAACGGUGAGAGGGCAUUGUCACUACUUAGUCUACCCUGUACCAAGUAUGAAUCAGUAGCCAUAGCAGGCCUCAAUUGGGCCACAUCUGGAGAACUGGGGUGAGGGGUACAACAUCACAAAAUAAAGACCCCAGCUCUUUUCGGGCUGGAGAACGCAACACCUGCAACGAAGCCCAGAAGAAAUAUUUGUCUGCCCUCACCCAGCUGCCCCUGAUUGUACUUGCUCUCCUCUGCCCACCUGCUACAGUCCAUGCCUCAUGUCACCUCUGGAGCACCCAGGACGCCCCAGAACAGGCGUCCGUAUUUUCCUGCAAACGGGAAUAUCUCUUCAAGUUUCAUCCGAGUGAUAGUGAAGACACCAACCAAACAGAAAGACUUUACUGUAGCUGGUGACAUCUCCGUGAGGCAGUUCAAGGAGAAGCUUUCGGCUCACUUCAAAUGCCAAGUGGACCAACUAGUGCUGGUCUUCAUGGGCCGCCUUCUCAAAGACCAGGACACACUGAGUCAGAGGGGCAUUACGCAUGGCCACACCAUCUAUCUGGUCAUUAAGUCCAAGAAUGGCUCCAGAUCCCUGGCCCAUACCUCCCAGAACCUGCCAACCAAGGACCGCUGCCACCAGGACAGAAACACCGAAGGAAACAGCAGUGGAGUGUGCCGACCUGCCAGCGUGAGUCAGACCCCCGUGAAAUCUGCUCUCUUUGUUGAGUCUGACGCACCCCAGGUGCAGAACCAGAAUCUGGGAGUGGACAGUUCACAGCACGCAGCACAGAUGCUGGGGAAUCUUCGCACCCAGCAGCUUCUGUCCAAUGUGGAGUUCAUACAACAAUUCAUCUCAAAGCAUCUGGAUAAACAAGAGUUAAUACAGCAGAACCCAGAGGUUGCCCACCUCCUUGACAAUUCUGAGAGCCUGUGGCAGACUCUGGAGCUGAUCAGGAACCUUGCCAUAAUUCAGGAGAUAGUGCAGACCCAGAAACCUGCCCAGAACUUGGAGCAUUUGCUGAACCUAUGGCCUUACCUGGACUUAGAGGCAAUUCCAGGUGGGAACAGUGACCUGGAGCAGAGCUAUGCCGAUUUCAGUGACCAGAUGUUUUACAGCAUGCAAGAUCCUUUGGGGGGCAACCCCUUUACUGUUCUUCUGGCAGGACAAGUAACAAGACAAGUCCAACCCUCACCCCCACCUCCACCAUCAUUCCAGGAGCAGCAAGACCAGCACCCACAUCUCAAAGCAACCCGAGUCAUCUGUACUAAUUCUUGUGGUUUAUCCUCAGUCACCUCAACCAGUGCGACCCCCAACAGGCUGAACCAUACUUUUAGAGCCAACACUGCCACAAUCUCCACCAAGGGCCAAAGCUGUGUCUGUGCCACUGAGCAGCCAGCUGGGAUACCAGCCUUACCUAGCAUAGAAGUCAUGCAGCAGCUCCAGGAAGAAAACGAAGAAAGCAGCAUCUCCGUGUGUAGUUCAGACCAGAGGUCAGAGGAUGAUCCCCAGCUGUCAGAUAGGCAGGCCAGCUCCCAGAUCACAGGAGGCAUGGCACAGUUGCUUAUGAACCACCCUCACCUGGCAGCUCAAAUAACGUUGUUCAUGACCCAGCUGAGUGAACAGCUUAGGCAGCAGCUGCCCACGUUCCCGCAACAGUCAAUACUUUAUCUGCUUUUAGCCCUGGACAAUCCUAAAGCAUCACAAGCAAUAUUACAGAUCAAGCAGGGCCUCCAGCUGUUGGCCCCAGAGGCGCCUGUUCUUCUGUCCUGUUUUGCACCUUACCUACCAGACUUACAUUGGCUGCCUGGCCUCAGCUGCAGCUACCCUGAUACAGUGCCCAGGACCUGGAACCCAGAUGUGGCUGAGCCCAAGAAGGCUGAGUGUUGCUACAAAUCUGGAGCAGUUUUGCACAGGCUGCAUCCCCAAGCUGGAAACCCUUCCCAACCUCCACAGGCUCCUGAGAUUCGUUUCACAAAGCAGAUGAAAUUUCUCCAGACUCUGGGGUUUGGGAAUUACCAUGCCAAUCUCCAGGCACUCAUUGCUACUGAAGGCAACACAAAUGCUGCUAUUUGCAAGCUGAAGAAAUCCCAGGGAUUCUAACCUCCACAUCUACUUGUCUGCUUUCCACCUGCCUAGUGUCAUAACUGACCACCCCAUCUGCAUUUUCCUUCUCUCCUGAUGCUUCCAACUAGGAGAAGUCCUGAAACAGAGAAACCAACCGAUGCUGUCUCCACUGCGUAGUAGACAAUUGGUCAUGGCUGGAACAUCUAUCAAUAAAAUGGCUACACCUACUUGCCCUCA
Chinchilla lanigera (long-tailed chinchilla) is the source of this 2301-nucleotide messenger RNA. It is a transcript of the gene Ubqlnl, whose product is annotated as ubiquilin-like. Gene Ontology annotation, cellular component: cytosol. Gene Ontology annotation, biological process: ubiquitin-dependent protein catabolic process. The record is from RefSeq and is a predicted model, not a curated record. Gene Ontology annotation, molecular function: polyubiquitin modification-dependent protein binding. Lineage: Eukaryota; Metazoa; Chordata; Mammalia; Rodentia; Chinchillidae.